CUGACCUUUUUUCUUCUAGUAUUAUUCUUUGUCUCUAGAAAUGAAUUGCUUAAGCUUGAAAUUCUUGGAAAUAAAUGGAUAGGCUUAGGAUAAUAUUUUAGGAGUUUGUGAAUUAGAGUUUAAAGCAAAUACAACUUUUAACUAAAAUGAAUUAGAUGGAGGAUCUGAAAGCUAACUAGAAAUUAUUGGGAUUCUUGUAUUGGAUUUGAUUGAAAUUGAGACGCAGAAAACAAGCCCUACAUUUUUAAUAGCACACAAAUCUAUGAAAUGUUAAACUAAAGAAUAUGAAAGAUCAUGGCUUUGUUUAUUUUAGGUUUUCUUGUGUGGGCUCCAAAAAUUCGCACCCCUGGCCUCUCCGCAGACCCCGUUCUUUCUUUUUCUUUUUGGGUCGUCGAGGAGAGUUUUAACAAGUUUCGAUGCAAAUUUUCAGAAGACAGAUUGGGUUUGUAGCAUAGUUUAAAAUUGCACAAUGAGAGGCACGCCUCUGCGCAAUUCUGGGCAAAUGAGCCUCAUUGCUUAAGCCUUUUUGGGUAUUCAUGAGGCUUACGCCUCGUGCACUGUGAGGCGCGCCUCUGAGGCUGAAUUGCGCAAUUCAGCCUGAGGCACACGCCUCUAAUUUCGGGACCCACUCACUUAAGUCUCAAUGAAAUAAUACUUAAUUCCUCCCCUCCCCUAUCAGCCAUACCCGAACCUGAGCAGAAAAAAAGCUGCAGUCCUCCAGUUUGUUCGCACGCCGCUCGGCCUCCCUUCUUGCCGCCUCUCCCGCCGGCGCCGCCUCACUCCGGCCUUCUUGAAGUGUUCGACCGCCCUCUAGGAGUCCACAACCGAUUUUAGGUAAAUUUUUUAAGUUCAACCAAAGAUUUUUCAAGUGAAAGAAAAUCUAGUUUUUUUGAAUUUUUUUUGUUUAUUUUUGGAUUUUUGCAUUACGAAAUAUGGUUAGAGGCAAGGAUAAGACAAAUACGUCAUCACGGCGUGACCCUUCUUGGAAAUAUAGUGUGCAAGUUGAUGUAGGGAGCUUGCAGAUUUAUAACUUGUUUUAUUUCGGAAUAGGGAGGGAUUUUUUUGGUUUGCAAGCAGCAAAAUCAACUAUUGUCAAAUGGCCUCCAGUUGAAUUGUGGAUCCAAUUUGGUGAUUCCACCCCGGAGUUACAGAGUUUUGCAGUUAGAGUUUUGGGCCUCGUUCUUCUUCUGGGUGUGAACGAAACUGGAGUACAUAUAGUCAAGUGCAAACAAAGAGAAGAAAUUGGCUUUCAAUACUCAGAAUGAACUCCCUUGUGUAUAUUAUGCACAACAAGAGAUUGAAAGAAAGGAGGUUAAGGAACAAGGGGUUUAAGGAUGAUGAGGACUCAUUAGUGUGUGAUAAUGUGGCAUCUGAUAAUGAGUGGUUCUUAGAUAAUGAGACAGAUUUGCCAUUAUCAGACCUGCAAUCCACCUUUUACCAAUCUUAGGUUGUAUGAUGAUUGUAUUUUAUAGGGACAGGUCUUUUACUAUAAAAUGCCAGUGUUGCCAUUUCAAUCUACAUGCAACAUUGCUUGUGUUUCGAGUUCUUCAUUGUUAUAUAUAGAAGACAUUUAUACUCUUUAUAGUGGAUUGACAUUA
Dendrobium catenatum is the source of this 1598-nucleotide messenger RNA. RefSeq lists its product as uncharacterized. Bases 933 to 1265 code for a protein of 110 amino acids. Lineage: Eukaryota; Viridiplantae; Streptophyta; Magnoliopsida; Asparagales; Orchidaceae. The record is from RefSeq and is a predicted model, not a curated record. The transcript is spliced from 2 exons.